UUUGGUGACGCAACCCUCGGCGAAGGAGAGGAAGAGAGGACGAGAGGACGAGAGGACGGCAGAUACCGCACCUUCAACCAAGGUAAAGCAUGGCAAUGACUGGCCCGAGCUCGUGCUCCUCCAUGAGUAACCACACCAAGGAGCGGGUCACUAUGGCCAAAGUGACCCUGGAGAACUUCUACAGUAACCUCAUCGCCCAACACGAAGAGCGAGAGAUGAGGCAGCAGAAACUGGAGAAAGUGAUGGAUCAGGAGGGCUUGGCAGAUGAAGAGAAACGUAUCCGGCGGUCUCAGCAUGCAAGGAAAGAGACCGAGUUUUUGCGUCUGAAACGGACUCGACUGGGUCUGGAGGACUUCGAGUCCCUGAAGGUGAUUGGCCGAGGAGCUUUUGGAGAGGUUCGUCUGGUGCAGAAGAAAGACACCGGUCACGUCUACGCCAUGAAGAUCCUCCGCAAAGCUGACAUGCUGGAGAAGGAACAGGUUGGUCAUAUCCGGGCAGAGCGAGACAUUCUGGUAGAGGCCGACAGCCUGUGGGUGGUCAAAAUGUUCUACAGCUUCCAGGAUAAGAUGAACCUCUAUCUCAUCAUGGAGUUCCUGCCUGGAGGAGACAUGAUGACCCUGCUGAUGAAGAAGGACACUCUGACGGAGGAGGCCACUCAGUUCUACAUCGCUGAGACGGUGCUGGCCAUCGACUCCAUCCACCAGCUGGGCUUCAUUCACAGAGACAUCAAACCAGACAACCUGCUGCUGGACUCCAGGGGUCACGUGAAGCUGUCUGACUUUGGUCUGUGCACGGGGCUGAAGAGGGCUCACCGCACCGAGUUCUACAAGAACCUGAACCACAGCCUGCCCAGUGACCUCAGUAAGCAAACCUUCCAGAACAUGAACUCCAAGAGGAAAGCAGAGACCUGGAAGAGGAACAGGAGGCAGCUGGCUUUCUCCACAGUGGGAACCCCCGACUACAUCGCUCCAGAGGUCUUCAUGCAAAACGGAUACAACAAGCUCUGCGAUUGGUGGAGCCUGGGUGUCAUUAUGUAUGAGAUGCUUAUAGGUUACCCUCCUUUCUGCUCCGAGACUCCUCAGGAGACGUACAGGAAAGUGAUGAACUGGCGAGAGACGCUGACCUUUCCCCCAGAAGUGCCGAUAUCGGAGAAGGCCAAAGACCUGAUCCUCAGGUUCUGCUGUGAGGAGGAGCACAGGGUCGGCGCCGCAGGGGUGGAGGAGAUCAAAUCCAAUCUUUUCUUUGAGGGGGUGGACUACGACCAUAUCAGAGAGAGACCCGCUGCCAUUCCCAUCGAGAUCAAAAGCAUCGACGACACCUCAAACUUCGACGAGUUCCCUGAUUCCGACAUCCUCACACCAACAGACCUCUCCUCUUUCUCUCCUCUGCCUCCAGUCGCCCCGGUGUCCAACCAGACCGAGGCCGACCUGAAGAACAAAGACUGGGUCUUCAUCAACUACACGUACAAGCGCUUCGAGGGCCUGACCGCUCGAGGAGCCAUACCGUCCUACAUGAAGUCGGGGAAGAGAUGAGCGCCUCCACGCCGGCUUUUAACCAAAACCGCCGCGAAAACCCGAAAAGGGUCGUCCAAUCCCCCCCCACCCCCACCCCCCUCGAGCCCCGAGAGGAGAACUCUGAGGAUCCUCGGCGACACAGGACUCCGAAUAAUAAAAGGGGGCUCAGCCUCACCCGUUGCUUCUUCUAGGAACCGCUGCCUUCAUUUCCGCAGGUCUUCACUUCUCUCCGAUGCUCCGAAGGGUACCGCUCUACUUCCUGCUCACACACGGAGACUGAACUGGGAUUAAAGUGAUUGGGAUUCUCUCUCUGCUCGCCUUUUUCUAUCCACCAGUGGAUGCAGUGGCACGUCUCUCACUCCCGACACCAUAACAUUCCUUUUCUUCCCGUAAACCAGCGCAGCUCUGUCGGACUGAGCGCGCCUCCUUUCCAGGCCGGAGACCACCACCCCACCCGCCCCCUUUUCAACGUGGACUCACCGACUUGAAGUGAAUCAGGGAUUCUGUCCAAAUGUUUGCGCUCCUGGCUUCUACCGUAACCAAAGACUGUGAGCGGAAUGAUCGCUCCGUCACUUCUCGUAACUUAGAAUUGUAUUUUUGUUUUUGUUUUUUUGUUAGUGUCAUAAUCGCAAGAGAACAUAUGAGUGAUGCAAACACAAGAGUCUCGUUACAUUUUUCACAAAGACCCACUUAAGUGUUGCACCUUAUGGGAUGUUUGAUCCAGAACAGCAAAGUCGAUGGUUCCUUCGUUAGUGUGGUUUUUAAUUGGACUGGACGGGGAAGUGAAGGCACCAUUUUACUGUUUUAAUGAACAUGAUGCAAACUCAGAUUAGUUUUUUUCUUUUUUUAGUCUCGCCAUGGUGGAGAAGUCUGGAUCACCAUGAAAACUAAUGCAAUUCUUGUUGUCUUAGCAGCUGUUCAGAUCCGUUAGAGCCAGUCCAGCUAUUGAGCAGAACCCAGUGCUGAGUGGAUCCCUAACUGGUGCUGAAGUUGUCAGUGUGGACUCACUUUUUAAAUAAAGACUCACAGGGCUAAACAUCUUCCAGUGAACACAAUAUCCAACAUGCUGUCAUUUAAAAAUGAAUGUAAAUGAAGUCUUACAGAGAAAAGUAUGUUGUUUUUGCCACAAUAAUUCCAAAAUGCUGUUUGUGUGAAUGUAGCCUGGAUCGUAGAGCUUUUCUUUUUUUCUGUUUUAAUCUGUGUCGCAUAUGACACAUGACGGUAUGGAAGUCCCUUCUCCCCAGAAACAAAGAGGAAGAAAUGAGCAAAAGAUGAAAAGAGAUGACUUUAAACCACAAUUUAGUCGAGAUAUAAUUAACUUUCAUAAUAUUUACAUCAUUUUAGGUGUACGUCUUACUUUGUCAUACCUUUUUAUAAGUCUGAAUUUAUUGAGUUGUAAUUGGGACUUUCUAUUUGUAUGCAAGUAAAUCCAAAAAUAUUGAAUUUUCAUCAUAAUUAACUCAGAAUUUUGAUUUGAGUAGCUUUUACUUAAAUGUCAAAAUGUAUGUGUUCUGUCACGUAGAGCUCAUUUUAUUUAAUGUAACAUAAAUCUGGAGUUGGCUGACAUCAACGCUUUCUCUUCAAAAGUAUGAGGAGAAACAUUUUGAGAUUCACAAUCCUAUAUACUAUCACACAAUUUGGACUUUAAAAGGAACCAGUAUUUUAUUAGUAAAAAAUUAAUCAGACUUCCUGAUUGUUUCCGUGCAGGGAUGGGCUUCCAUAAGCUGAAGGGCUUCAGUUGCCUGGGGAACGAGCUCCGCCCACAGUGGAGCGCUCUUCUGUGGCUCACGAUUGUAUCUGUUGGAAUGCUGAGGCUCUGCAUGUGUUGUGUGUUUGUGUGUUUUCUUUUUACCAAACUGCAGAUGGGUCAGCCUAAAGCAAUAGAGCACAUGGAGUGACUUAUUUUAUUGAUGCCACUCGGUGUGUGUGUGUGUGUGUGUGAGAGUGUGUGUGCGAGGAUGUGAUCACGCUGUUUAAAGGAAGAAAAAGACGUCAUGUUGUUUGCUUGGAGUAUGUGGUUUUCUACGGGUGAUGCUCUGACGUGCGCUUGCUCUUGUCAUCGCGUGACGCAUGCGAUACGAGUCAGAAGUGAGGGUUUUUAUUAUUAUUUUUGGGAAGGUGGGUGUACAUUAUUUAAACCACUGUUCUCUUUGUAGCGCGUGGCUGUUAUAUUGUUUUCUGCUAUUUGACAAUGAAUUACUCUGCACUUAC
This is a messenger RNA of Cyclopterus lumpus (lumpfish), 3725 nucleotides long. RefSeq names its product serine/threonine kinase 38a (gene stk38a). The transcript is spliced from 14 exons. Gene Ontology annotation, molecular function: ATP binding; protein serine/threonine kinase activity. Gene Ontology annotation, biological process: intracellular signal transduction; peptidyl-serine phosphorylation. Lineage: Eukaryota; Metazoa; Chordata; Actinopteri; Perciformes; Cyclopteridae. The coding region runs from base 90 to 1532 and encodes 480 amino acids. The record is from RefSeq and is a predicted model, not a curated record.